UGGGACACCAUCUCCAGAUUACCCCGGACAUGGCUGACGGGACGGAGACUUUGUUUUGAUUCCCCGUUUGCACCUGGAGUCAACAGUUCCCAGAGAUAAUAAUGUCCUGACCAGAGUGUGUGUAGUGACAGCAGUGGGCCGUGAGGAUGGGGAGCAAACACAGUUGUUGCGUGUACCCCGGUGGUCGCAGCUCUGGCCGACCUGCCUCCAACCAGAAGGUACACAAGGGCGGGGGAGGGUCUGGGGGGGAGGCACACCAGGAGGAUGCGUCAGAGGAGCAUAUGUGUAACCUGCAGCACAUCAGUGAGAGGGAGCCUGAUGACCUUGACCAGGACCCGAGUCUUCACCCCUCAGCUGGGCCACUCUUCCUUCUCAAAUCCAGACAUGUUAUCGAGAAUGGACUCGUUAGAAGAAGAAGCAGAAGUCAUCUGGACGAUGGGCGUAGUUUGAAGAAGUCGUCGUCUUGCUCCACCAUCUACCUUGACGACUCCACUGUGUCCCAACCCAACCUGAAGAACACCAUUAAGUGUGUGGCGCUAGCUAUUUACUACCACAUCCGCAACCGCACUGACAACCGACUCCUCGAUAUAUUUGACGAGAAGCUCCACCCUCUCACGAAAGAUGGUGUGCCUCUGGAUUAUGACCGGCACAACCCAGAGCACCGCCACAUCUAUAAGUUUGUGCGGACACUGUUCAACGCAGCACAGCUCACUGCAGAGUGUGCCAUUAUCACCCUUGUCUAUCUGGAGAGACUUCUAACCUAUGCAGACAUAGACAUGACUCCCGGGACCUGGAAACGCAUUGUGCUGGGGGCAAUUAUUCUGGCCAGCAAGGUGUGGGAUGACCAGGCUGUGUGGAAUGUCGACUAUUGCCAAAUUCUAAAGGAUAUUUCCGUCGACGAUAUGAAUGAGCUGGAGCGUCAGUACCUGGUGAUGAUACAGUUCAACAUCAACGUGCCGUCGUCGGUGUACGCCAAGUACUACUUCAGCCUGCGCACGCGCGAGGCCAACGACCUCACCUUCCCCGCGGAGACGCUGAGCAAGGAGCGCGCCCAGAAGCUGGAGGCCAUGUCCCGCCUGUGUGAGGACAAGUACACCGCCCAGCUGAGCCGCAACGGACACAAGAAGUGGAGCAGCCUGGACAACAUCCACGCCGCCUCCCGUCGCUCCGUGGCCAUCCUCUCGUGAUGCCGGCGGGGACCCCCAACCCCUCCCCCCUACCCCACCCGCCUCUGUGGUGCCAAAGAACUGCCUGUCACUCGGGGCAGAGACGCCCAUUACCUCAGACUGCCGUGUGCCCCGGGGACCCCCGGCGGACCCAAGCACCGCCGCCGCCGCCCAGCGGGGAAUUCUUUUGUACGGUGUGUGUGGGCGGCAUUUUUAUACCUGACUUGUGCGUGCGUGCUGGACGGACACAGCCGGCGGUGGUGCGCUGCGGUGCGGUGCAGUGCGGUGUGGUGCGGUGCGGUGGUGUGUGGUGAGGUGUGGUGCAGUGAGGAACUAAGCUGUGAUUGGCUGGUGUGUCCGUGAGGUGCCCUGUGUGGUGCAGUGCGGCACCACAGGGCUCUGCUGCUCACCAUUCAUCCCUUCAUGGUGACCGUGGCGAUGGACACACACACACACACACACACACACACACACACACACACACACACACACACACACACACACACACACACACCUGUCUACACAUCCCUGCCAUGCGAGGCCAGGCCAUUGUGUGUGUGUGCGUGUGUAUGUGUGUGUGUGUUCGUGCGUGUGUGCGUUGAUCAAUUUUGUAGUUUCCGAAGGUUUUGAUAUGGCCGGAAAAUUUUGUAUCAUAUUUUUCCCUCCCCUCCCCCCCUCCCCCCAUAGUAUUGGAAAGUGAGGCCCAUUACUCACUAUAGCAAUAAUGAUGGUGAUUUAAAUGCCACCGCUGGUCACCAUUACCAUCACCCCCUCCCCCCCUCAUCACUAUCCUCUUCCAUCGACUCAUCAAUAGUAUAGACAUUAUUUCACACACACACACACACACACAUUUAUAUAAUAACAAAAACACUAAAAACUCUCUAAAACACACACACACACACACACACACACACACACACACACACACACACACAGAGUUUUUCCAAGGUUCAGUUAAGAUAAUGCAUCCGUUUGUUUAUCCGUUUGUCCGUUUGUCUUGUUUUUUCUAACCAAAUUGCUGGUAUUUAGUGCAUUUACACCUAACAUCACCAUAACACGUCUUGGUGACCACUAACACCAAUAUAACACCUGUAUAA
Portunus trituberculatus (swimming crab) is the source of this 2263-nucleotide messenger RNA. It is a transcript of the gene CycY, whose product is annotated as cyclin-Y-like. Gene Ontology annotation, biological process: regulation of cyclin-dependent protein serine/threonine kinase activity; regulation of canonical Wnt signaling pathway. NCBI's taxonomy places the organism in Eukaryota, Metazoa, Arthropoda, Malacostraca, Decapoda, Portunidae. The record is from RefSeq and is a predicted model, not a curated record. Gene Ontology annotation, cellular component: plasma membrane. Gene Ontology annotation, molecular function: protein kinase binding; cyclin-dependent protein serine/threonine kinase activator activity.